This is a messenger RNA of Adineta steineri, 972 nucleotides long. Lineage: Eukaryota; Metazoa; Rotifera; Eurotatoria; Adinetida; Adinetidae. The record is from the annotation of a GenBank genome assembly.
AUGAAUUUCAAUAUUCCUAUUACUAACAUUACUUUUCUCAUGCAAAAAUCAAUUUCAUUAGAUACUUUCGAUUUUCUAUACGCUGAAAUUCUUCCGAACAUAACGCUUAUCUGCUUUAUACUUGGUUUCAUUGGUUUCAUUGGUAAUAUUUUUACAUUUCUUCAACCUAAUCUGCGUUGGAAUAAUUGUUGUAUUUAUAUGCUAUGUAGUUCUAUUGUUGAUAUUAUUCAUCUAACAAUUAAUAUUUUUCCGAUUUAUGUUAAAAAAAAUGGUGCACUUGGACUACCAUGGAAUAUGUCGUUUAGUUUAUGCAAAAUGAAUUAUUUUCUUUACAGCUUUUUACCACAAUUAUCUAUUAAUCUUUUACUUUUAAGUAUUAUUGAUCGAUAUGCUUGUACAUGUGCUCUUACAUCAUGGGCUCAUCGACUUAAUCAAUUAAAAAUGGUUCCACGACUGAUUCUUAUCAUGAUUUGUAUUAGUGGUAUUUUUUCAAUUUAUUCACCUAUAUUGGGUAAUAACGAACCUUCUUUAUGUGGAUAUCAUGAACAAAAUAUUUACGGUAUAUUAAAUGUAUUCUUUAAUGGUAUAUUACAACCCAUAGUCAUAUUAAUCUUUGUUUUACUUACAUAUCGAAAUAUUCGUCAAAGUCGUCAACGAGUAGGUGGAAUGGUAAAACAAGGUGUAAAUCGUUUUCGAAAUCAAUUUAUUGUUAUGAUAAUAACUCAAGUUUUAAUCACAGCAAUAUUUUCAUUACAAUGGAUGAUUAUACAAACAUAUGUUUUAUUCAAUAUCGGUUUAGGAAAAAGUAAUGAUAAUCUACUUUUGUUGGCUUUCUUAUUUGCUUUAAGUAAUAAAAUUUAUCCAUUUAAUAAUGUAAAAUCAUUCUAUUUUUCAAUAUUAACAUCAAAAUCAUAUCGACAAACAUUUGUAAAAGGUUUGAAGAAAAUAUUUUCUCGACAACGGCUUUAUUAG